CUUGCGACCCCCCAUUGAGCUGCAUUAUGCAGGGGGCCGUGAUGUCACAAUUUCCCAUAGUUCUGCAGCUUAGCCAGCUCUGUGCACGGCCAGGGAACCUCCCAUGUGCAGCUUCUGCCAAUCAUAGAAGCCCCAGUGAGCUGAGCAAGCGUCUUCAUCUCCUCGGCAGGGAAGCAUCUGACAGCCAGCUCAGUGUUUAUAAGAGCAAGAACGAUGUCCCAAGAAGCAGAGGGGGAGGGGAGAUCCCUGCUUUCCCCUGCACUGAUCACAAUCUGACAGCAGAGGCCUUGUCAAAUUGAAACAAGCAAUCUGGUUGUUAUGGGCAACUAGUCAAAUUUUCUCUGCACUGAUUUUAUGAGAAAUGACAGAACUAGUUGACUGCCCAGCCUAUAAAAUUUGAAGAUGCCAAUUAUCUUGCUUGAAUUACUAAAAUGUCCAGAAAGAUGUCUUUAUGAAGAUGAAUACCGGUAUAUGUUGUCACAUGAUGAGUAUUUUUAGCACAUAAAGAUUAUGUGUGAAUGUUGGUACCAUGCCGAAAUAAGCCAGACUUAUGCGGAACAGCUAUUGAUCCGAGAUGGACGUGAUGGAGCCUUUCUUGUGCGCCAGAGUGAAUCCGUCAGUGGGGCAUUUGCUAUCUGCCUUAUGUACCUUCAGCAGGUGCACACAUAUCGUGUCUUACCAGACGAGAAUGGAUUACUCUCAGUUCAGUCUAUGGAUGGUGUUGAAGCAAGAAAAUUUCCCACCCUUAGAGAACUAAUUGCUGCCUACAAAUGCGAGGGAAAUGGACUGGUGACUGCAUUACUUUACCCUGCUGGUUGGCAGGGAAUGGCUAAAGCUGGCGACCCUACUUGUAAAUGUCUAUGCUGGGAAGACAUCAUCUUUACUGAUUCAAGAAGUGAUUUAACCCAGUGCGAUAGAUCUUGUGGGACCCAUACCACAAUCUUUCAAGAAAGCCAGCAGGCUUUAUGGAGGCAGAAUCUGGGCCAGUGUGCCCUGGUGGCAGAAUUAGAGAAGGAGUGCAAAAAUCUUGAAAGUGAGAUUAAAGCCACUUGGCGGAGUUUGAAGACACUUGCACAAGUCUUUGGACACUCAUCCAUUGUGUUACUUCCUAAAGGGAAUCAGGUCUCUGUACUUGACGGUCUCAUAUGCAUCAUAUCAGGUGUUCUGCAGUUACUUUCUACUUUAGAAAACAAGGCAAAACAAGUGUACAGUGAGGAUAUUUCUGUUUCCUCCACUACUUCAGCUGCUCAUAAUUCACCUGGUAUAAAGAUUUAUAGAGGAAAAGAGUCCAGGCAUAUCAAACAAAGUGACCAGACUCGGCCCCAAAGGACUGCACCCCAAAGCCUGUCUGUAUUUGUUGGCACCUGGAAUAUGGGUGGCUCAUCUCCUCCGCGUUCUCUUUCUUCAUGGCUGUCUGCAAAGAAGGUUGAAGGGAACCUGGAUAACCCUUCUGUUUGUGCAUCACAUGACCUUUACAUGAUUGGAACACAGGAAAAUCCACAAGGAGACCGGGAGUGGGCAGAGUUGCUUAGAACCGCAUUGAUAUCUCAGACAAUGAAACAUUAUAAAUUAGUCUGUGUACACUCCAUUGGGGGGAUAAAACUUGCAUUACUGGUGAGAGAAGAAUAUGAAUAUCUCAUCUCUCAUGUGCAGACAUCAAAUGUGAGGACGGGAAUCAGCAAUACCUUGGGUAUUAGAGGAGCUGUUGGUGCCUCUUUCACUUUCAACCGAGUAUCAAUAGGUUUUGUUACUUGUCACCUUGUGUCUGGAAUGGAUAAAGUCCAAAAGCGGAACCAGAGCCUUGCAGAAAUCAUAUGUGGUCUUAAACUUGGAGAUGAAACUUUAAGAAGCUUCCAGUUGCCCUUGAGACUUACAUAUCUGUUUUGGGCUGGUGACUUGAACUAUAAACUAGACAUGCCUUUUCAGGAUGUUCUGCAAUGUAUCUACAGUGGCCAGCACCAACUUUUGCUUCCUGUGGACCAGCUUAACCAGGAACGUGAGAAGAAGAAAAUCUUCCUAGGAUUCAAGGAGCCUCCAAUCACAUUUCCACCCACAUGUCGCUAUGAGAGAGGUUCCCGUGCAUAUGAUUUGCAGAAAGCAAAGACAACUGGCACUCGAAUAUUUGUACCAUCUUGGAGUGAUCGUAUCCUAUGGACAUCAUAUCCAGGCACUGAGGUUAAAUGUACCUCAUAUGGAAGUACAAAUGAUGUUUUAACCAGUGACCAUUCACCGGUGUUUUCCACAUUUGAGGUUGGGCUCAAUGCUUUGUCACAGAAAGAUUGCAGUUAUAGCCUUAAAUUUCUGAGUAUUGAAGCCAUUAUCAAAACCCAAAGCCGGUCCCAAGCAUUCAUUGAGUUCCGAUCCAUGGGCAUAAAAGGGACCCCACAAAGUAGUGUAAACAGUGUGCACAAUUCAGAAGGAGCAGCAUUUGUAAAACUUGGUUGGUCUGAACAAGAUUUACCAGAGCUCACCCUGGUUGAAGAUUUCACCCUUUCUUCAUGUGCAGGACACUUACUCUUGAGUAUCCGUCCAACAGAUGGUGGUGAUUCCUACGGUGAAUGUUGUGUGUCCCUAAGGACAGAUUACACUAAUGUGGAGCAUCAUAUUCAAGUUUUUCUAUCCCAGCGAGCGGAGGAAACAGGGUCUUUGAGGGGCCGGCUGAAAAUAAGCCAACUUCCAUUGGUUAAUCCAGACAGAAGCCCUAACAUGGCAGGAAAAGAAAUCGAGAAAGUCAGAGGAAAUGCUGCCAAUGUCACUGGUUUUGCUGAUACUUUAUGUCGCCAUUCACAAUGUUCAGCACGUUCUACCAGACAACGUCCUGCAAGUAUCUGCUGUGAAAGUUACAGUAAUGCUGAAUAUUUUUUGUUCGAGAACUUAAGUUCAUCUUCCACACCAACAUCUCCAAGGCCUCGUUCUGCAUUAGUAAGAGGAGAGAAAACACCAGAUCACGGGCAAAAAUUAUUUAGGGAUGACUUAGAGCGGGCAAUUGCAUCAUCUCUAUCUAAGAGACCCACUUUCCAUUAAAAGAUAGCACUGAAUAGUUAGGCUAGAAUUAGCUGGUUUUGUAAAAAAAAACAAAAAAACAAAAAAAAAACCACCCAGGUAGCCACCAUAGUUUUGUGCCAAAAGUGCAGUGACCAGAUGUUAGCUGGGAGUCAUUAGAGAAAUUUAAAACGCUAUACCCACCUGACUUGACAUGAUGAAGUAAUCACAUGACUUGUUAUAGAAAAAAUGUAGUGGGAAAUGCCUUAUAACAAUGCCUUAUAAAAAUGCUUAUAGUAAUGCACACUAUUUAGGGAAAAAUGCCACAAAAACAGCAUCAUACAGGAAAACAAAGCCAUACAGCCAUUUUUGUUGCCCUUUUGAGGCCAAAAGAUGCAGAACAAAUUUGUGUCUGAAGAAAGCCUCAAGGCGCUCUUUUCUAUAGUCCAAGCCAAGGCCUAAAUGAGACAUAAAAUAGGACAAAACAGGGCGUACACAAGCCAUCAAUGUUGGGCUGAAAUACUUGGUGUCCACCUUUCAACUAUGCAAAUACAUGCAGAAGAUUUAUUCAAAAUUUGUGUAAAUGAAAAGUGGAGCAGUUACCGAUAGCAAACUAUCAGGUCCCUGGUUUUAUUUUCCCUGUAAAAUGAAAGGUGGAAUAUAAUUGCCUGGAAUAAGAAUUUCCUUUUCUUAGGUUGUGAUAAAUCUCCCACACUGCACAUUGUUUCCGAUGCUCCCUGGAGCGCUACCUUCCUUUUAUCCUACUCAGAUAUGAUCUCAGUACAUUUCACACAGAUGAAUAUACCCAACAAAAUCCUUAUACAGUAACAGUGUUUGGUUAUCCAAUAUUCCAGUGCAAAAGGGAGGCAGCAGGAAUCGAACCCAGGCCUACAGGACAUGAAGAAUUGCUGAUGUUAGCUGGAAAUGUUAAUUUCUAAUAAAACACGUCUGACCAUUGUUUUUUUUUUUUUUUUUCAUAUUGCAAUAAAUAC
Molecule: messenger RNA, 3974 nt
Organism: Hyla sarda
Lineage: Eukaryota; Metazoa; Chordata; Amphibia; Anura; Hylidae
Product: phosphatidylinositol 3,4,5-trisphosphate 5-phosphatase 2B-like
Exons: 25
Coding region: 511-3024 (837 amino acids)
Biological process (GO): phosphatidylinositol dephosphorylation
Molecular function (GO): phosphatase activity
Source: RefSeq, a predicted model, not a curated record